Molecule: messenger RNA, 1312 nt
Organism: Stegostoma tigrinum
Lineage: Eukaryota; Metazoa; Chordata; Chondrichthyes; Orectolobiformes; Stegostomatidae
Product: calcium homeostasis modulator protein 5-like
Exons: 3
Coding region: 121-879 (252 amino acids)
Molecular function (GO): monoatomic cation channel activity
Source: RefSeq, a predicted model, not a curated record
UUCAAGAAAUCUCUCAGUCGGUGUUACGCAAGUCUGUGACAAGCUUUCCUUCCCAGAGGUAAUAAGCUCUGGUGUUGCAGGUGCUUGAGUCGGUUGUGUAUUGUUUGUAUUGCUGGUAAGAUGGCAUGGCAGGCAUUCAUCCUGGACAAGGUCAAAAACUUCUCGUGUGACUCUCUUCCGGCAUUCACUCAUGUCUUUGGGAACACUGCACUUUCUCUGAUCCUCUUUGGAAUUAAAACCUUAAUGGAAAAGGAGAUAAAGUGCCCCUGUGAGCAGCAUUUGAAUCUCUACUACAUCUUAGUAACAUUUGUUGUCCCCGUAAUUGUGUUGCUUAUCCUUGGUUUCAUGCUGCAAUGUAAUUUAUUGAAGCAGUUUUGCAAACACCAGGAGCUGUGCUGUUCUACUUUCCUGUUGGUGUUAAAAGCAUCAACUCCAGCAGUUGUAUGGAUUGUUCUACUCUUCCUGGAUGGUGAUUACUAUUCCUGCUCAAAAUUAAUUGGUAAAAAUGAAACUCAAUGCGGAUUGAAAUGCAAUGAGAAGCCCCGCGCAGCUCUAGAAAAGCACUGCAUUACAUCACAACUCAUCGGUGGUAUGGUACUGGUCUCAUUUUUAAUUGCAUUGUUCAUUGUCCACUGUUUUCGAUGCAAAUAUAAUGACCACGACAUGGAAUAUGUGUUGGAGUUUGGAAACAUAUGUGAAAAGGAGAAGGGUAACCUGAUGAUGGAGAAACUGAAAGACAAAGCACUGAAGCACGCAGAAGAAGAAUGUGAAAACACGUUGUCUACACUAUUCCCCAACAAUGCAUCAUCUCAUUGUGCAGCUCAAACAAGAGAAAUUGAGGAAACUUUUCCACUCAAAGAAAGUGCAUCAAAUCUCUGAAGAAUAAUUUGCAACGCACCCAGCAACUAACAGAAUGGACUUUAUGAUGAAGAGACCCAUCACAAAUUAACCCUGCAAUGAACAGUUUGUAAAAGAGCAAUUUCCAAUUCCAUUUUAUGUGAAGGAAGGAAUAACCAAAAUGAAAUUUCUCUUCACACACAGAAUGAAGUCAGCAAUUGAUCUUUAAAAUAUUGUUUAUUACAAGUGGACAUCUUUUACUAUGCUGCAUUGUAUAAUCAGAAACUGAGAAAUUAAUUUCAAGAGUAAUUUAUGACUAAUCAUUUCUGAAAUGCUAUGUUGUAUGUAUAUUGAUAGGAGGCAUCAAAAUCCAAUAAUCAAUCAACUGUGAAUAUAGUCAACUAAGACAGCCAGAGCUCAAUGUAUUUUCCUGUAACCAAUCUGCACAAAAUAAAAAUGCAAGUCUGCAAGUAAA